AGCCUUUUAGUCACAGGCUCUUCCUCUUUCGGUUGAUAGGGUUCGACAACAGUAUCAAAUACUGCGGACUAUCGAAGCUAGGACGAGAAGAGGGGGAGCUUCCUAGCAGAAACCGCAUCAAUACGAUCCUGCAUCUGCUGUUGAAUUAAGAACCAUGCCGAAGAACAAGGGAAAGGGAGGAAAGAACAGGAAGAGGGGAAAGAAUGAGGCAGAUGAUGAGAAGCGUGAGCUUGUGUUUAAGGAAGACGGACAGGAGUAUGCCCAAGUGCUUCGUAUGCUUGGCAAUGGCCGUUGUGAAGCUACUUGCAUUGAUGGCACCAAGCGUCUCUGUCACAUUCGAGGAAAGAUGCACAAGAAGGUUUGGAUUGCAGCAGGUGAUAUCAUCCUUGUGGGGCUACGUGACUAUCAGGAUGACAAGGCAGAUGUGAUCCUCAAGUACAUGCCUGAUGAGGCAAGGCUCCUGAAGGCGUAUGGUGAACUUCCAGAGAAUACGCGUCUUAAUGAGGGCAUUGCUGGUGGUAUUGAUGUGGAGGAUGAAAAUGCCGGUGAUGACUACAUCGAGUUUGAGGAUGAAGAUAUUGAUAAGAUCUAGAGUAUGGUUUCUGUGGAAUUUGAUGGAAAACUCUGGUUGCUAAGAGUACUGAUGUUAUGAAAAGCCUGGAUUUUGGGUUGUACUGCUUAAAUUUGGAUUUUAAGAUGAUAAAUCUGUCAUAUUACGUGUAUUAGUUGUUCAUCUUUCUCAUGUUUGGUGCUCGUCUGGCUAUGAUGUCCAUGAUGUUGGAUAUAUAUAUAUAUAUAUGUUGGUUGAACUGGUUCUUUUUCUUAA
Messenger RNA from Tripterygium wilfordii, 826 nucleotides. RefSeq names its product eukaryotic translation initiation factor 1A. Gene Ontology annotation, cellular component: cytoplasm. Gene Ontology annotation, biological process: translational initiation. The coding region runs from base 155 to 592 and encodes 145 amino acids. Lineage: Eukaryota; Viridiplantae; Streptophyta; Magnoliopsida; Celastrales; Celastraceae. The transcript is spliced from 2 exons. Gene Ontology annotation, molecular function: translation initiation factor activity; RNA binding. The record is from RefSeq and is a predicted model, not a curated record.